Molecule: messenger RNA, 1344 nt
Organism: Drosophila kikkawai
Lineage: Eukaryota; Metazoa; Arthropoda; Insecta; Diptera; Drosophilidae
Cellular component (GO): membrane
Source: RefSeq, a predicted model, not a curated record
GGCCAUCGAGUGUGACGCAGCGAUGAUGAUGGGAGCGUUCUGAGUGGCCGCCAGUUUUUUGCCUCAGUGUCGUUCUGUGCGUGCUGGCGAGCGAGCGCAAUGUGAGAUUGGGUCAGCGGCUGUCCGUUUUUGCCUGGUUACCUUCUUACCGCCGGACACCCCCCCGAACCCAAACAGUCAGCUGUUUGCACCUGUAGAGCUGCGGCCACACCUGAGCAAGCCAAGAUGUCGGGCACCCAGGACCUCGAUCGCAAGUAUCUGCGCAGCAUGCCGGGCCUCUGCAAGCUGGCCUGCCUGCUCUGCAGCUUCAUUGGAUUCCUGUGCAUUGUAUGCGGGCCGGUGCGCGUGAGCAACUUCCGCGGCAGCUUCUACUUGGCGGUGGUGUCUCUGGGAUUCGUGGCCACCGCCGGCCUGCUGCUGGCCCGGCUCCUGCGUCUCUGGCAGCGCCAGUUUUGCCGCUGCGAUCCGACGCUCUGGUCGCUGGCAGUGCAUGCCUCACUGGCAUUGGCCUACUUCACGGCCUCCGGCCUCGUCCUGUCCCUGGACAUUGGAGCCUACACGGCCGCGGCGUUCUUUGGGCUGACUGCCUUCAGCAUCAAUGGCCUGGAGGCCUAUGGUAACUACAGACGCAGCCGCCAGCGGGAUGUGGCCACCCAGACGAUAUAGAUGCCGAUUUUGGCUGCCAGAUUUAACCACAGAUCGCAGCUUUAAAGCAAAACUAAGUGACUACAAGCAGCUCUCUCAGUAUACCAGAGAGAGCGAGAGUAGCUGAGAGAAUGCUGGUAUCUGAGAGAACGCUGGUAUCUGCCAGAACGAGUAUCUAAGUAUCUGGGAGUUCAAUUAACUGAGAGAGAGAGAGAGAGAGUGCUGUUCGUUGGCGUAAAUAUCAAAGUCUGAAAAUGGGAAAAUGCAUAAAUGUGGAAAAGCCUUUCGUUGCUGGACAGUUAUGGGAUGUAUUAUCUAAUAGUCGCUAGAUAUAGGUCAAGAAGUGAAGGAGCUACACAGCUGGCAGAGAGCACUGAGAGCAGAGAGAGCAGAGAGAGAGAGAGUAAAUGCCAAAGAGAUAAUUCCCAUUGUAUUCGGCCUCCAUCUCCUCUCCCCCCCGAUAACUGGUUAACAAAGCGUGAACACAAACAUAUAUAUAGUAUAGAUAUACAUCUUUUUUUUUUACUUUGGUUAAGUAACUUUGUAGCUUUAGCUAUUUGUCACAAGAAAACUGCGUAUUUUCGGCAAGAUUUAAUUUAUCUAAUAAUUUAGUUUGUACAUUGUUAAGUUUAUAAAUAAAAACACACAAGGUAGUUUUUUUUAUAUAUUUCAAAUAAAUCGAAAAGAUAUACAAAUGUA